AUGGCGUUCUUUAAGAAGCAUAAUUCCCUGUGUUUGUUAAAACAAGUUUGGCUUAGUGGUAGAGCUACUAGUAGCAACAGGGGCGGACCUGCUAAGUGGUUAGAUGAUGCUGUAACAUAUGCAGAUAUACAAACAUCCUUUGUGGAUCCAUGCACUUCAUUGCCGUAUCCGGAAAAGGAAUUACACCGAUUUUUAGAAAAAAUACCGAAAAUAAAGGGGAAGAAUGACGAUAAAAUUGUUGUCAAAAGAAGUAGCAGUAAGAAACUUGAUUUUAGUCAUAUACCUAUCGAAGAACAAGUGGUUGUUUUAUUUCCUGGUCAAGGGACUCAGUACGUCGGCAUGGGUAAAAAAGUAAUGAACUGUGAAAGAGCAAUUGAAAUUUAUAAGGAAGCAUCAGAAAUAUUGCAAUAUGAUUUGCUGGAACUGUGUCUGGAAGGACCAAAAUCAAAACUCGACCAGACAGUUUACGCUCAGCCAGCUAUUUUCGUCAGUUCGUUGGCUGCGUGGGAAAAAGCAAAGGCAGAAAAUGAAACACUGAGUGUUCGUACGACUGACGUAGCUGGUUUCAGUGUUGGUGAAUUUGCUGCACUUGUACUUUCUGAAGUACUUUCUUUUGAGGAUGCUCUUCGGCUGGUAAAAAUUCGCGCUGAGGCUAUGCAGCAGUGUAGCUUGAGGUAUCAUUCCGGGAUGAUAACACUACGGGUAAAUGCGGCUACAAGACUGGAGGAUGCGUUAGAAGACGCCAAAGCUUACGCAUGCGAAAAAGAUCAGCCGCCGUUAUGUGAAGUAGCCAAUUAUUUGGUUUGCGGUGUGAAAGUCAUUGGAGCAUCGGAAAAUUGCAUUGAUUUUCUGAGCAGUAAUCAAGAGAAAUAUGUUUUUCAGGUGGUCAAAAGAUUGGAGGUAAAUGGCGCAUUUCACACCACUUUAAUGAAAGAUGCUGCUAAUGCGUUGAAGAAUGCUCUGAAAGAUGUGAAAAUUAACCAGCAGCCACGAGUGAAUAUUUAUUCAAAUUACACAGGUAAAUUACAUGUGUACAACGAAAAACAGAUUCGUGAAGCGAUCGUGAAGCAAGUUUGUUCACCAGUUAAAUGGGAGCAGAUCCAACAACUACUUCAUGCAAAACACCAAGAUUUCAAGUUCCCAACAUUCAUGGAAGUAGGACCAGGAAAACAACUUGGCGCAAUGCUUUUGAAAAUAAGCAAGAAAGCUUACAAGAACUACGUAAGUUAUCCAGUGUAG
Molecule: messenger RNA, 1239 nt
Organism: Brugia malayi
Lineage: Eukaryota; Metazoa; Nematoda; Chromadorea; Rhabditida; Onchocercidae
Exons: 9
Coding region: 1-1239 (412 amino acids)
Molecular function (GO): transferase activity
Source: RefSeq, a predicted model, not a curated record